AUGGUCAUGUCUUCUGUAGACAAGUACGUCUUCGCCUCAGGUCACGACAUACCGGAACUUGACAUUCGUACCGUGCCCACACCAGAGAUGAACCGCAUUGCACACCGUUCUAGUGUCGACAAAGCACUUAUGUACAUCCGCAAUGAGUAUGUUCGGAGGCUAGCGAAAGUACCAGGCAAACCUAUUCACCUGUUCAACGUGGUAGACAAAACCACACCCUCACUGCGCUUCCGGUACAUCUCCGAAUACGUCCUAGACGAGCAACAAGGCGUCUACCGCGCAUCAGUCGAAACACAACAAGGCUGCCAAAAAUGUUCACCCCAAAUGGGUCGUGACAUCGGAUGCGAAUACACAAGGAAAUGUGACUGUCUAGAGUACGCAGCAGUGGAUGAGAGUCGUCUGGAUGAAGAAAGCAAGCGAGAAUACCAACUUGCGCUCGAAAACGGAGAUUCAACAAUGGGCUUUCCCAAGAAAUUCCCUUACUUCGCUGAAGGCACGAAACGAGAGAAGACCGGCUGUCUCGUACCUUUCUAUCUUAACUCCCGUCGUCCCAUCUACGAGUGCAACGAUAGGUGCAAAUGCGGCCCCAAGUGUCGUAAUAAGAACGUUCAGUUUGGGCGACAAGUCGAAGUUGAGAUCUUCCGAGCGAACGACGGACGUGGCUGGGGUCUCCGGUGCAAAGAAGAUCUGCACGAGGGCCAGUUCAUCGACACUUACCGCGGUGAAGUCAUAACAGAUGCCGAAGCUACCCGCCGCGAAACCUCGUCUUCAAAAGCAAAGGCAUCCUAUCUUUACUCGCUUGACAAGUUCGCUGAGUCGGAAGGCCUCAAAGAAGAAGACCUCUACGUUGUGGACGGCGAGUUCAUGGGCGGACCGACAAAGUUCAUCAACCACUCAUGUGACCCUAACUGCCGGCAGUACACUGUCUCGUACAACAAGCACGAUCCGAGAGUUUAUAACAUCGCGUUCUUUGCACGAAGGUUCAUUCCAAAGGGCGAGGAAUUGACGUUCGACUACCUCGAUAAGGAAGAGGGGGAGGAGAUGGAUGAGCCGGGUGAGGGGGCGCUUCCUUGUCUUUGUGGCGCGAAGAAUUGCCGCAAGUGGCUGUGGACGUGA
Alternaria incomplexa is the source of this 1116-nucleotide messenger RNA. RefSeq lists its product as uncharacterized. Bases 1 to 1116 code for a protein of 371 amino acids. Gene Ontology annotation, cellular component: nucleus. The record is from RefSeq and is a predicted model, not a curated record. Lineage: Eukaryota; Fungi; Ascomycota; Dothideomycetes; Pleosporales; Pleosporaceae. The transcript is spliced from 2 exons. Gene Ontology annotation, molecular function: histone methyltransferase activity; protein binding; zinc ion binding.